Talaromyces atroroseus is the source of this 777-nucleotide messenger RNA. RefSeq lists its product as hypothetical. The transcript is spliced from 2 exons. NCBI's taxonomy places the organism in Eukaryota, Fungi, Ascomycota, Eurotiomycetes, Eurotiales, Trichocomaceae. The record is from RefSeq and is a predicted model, not a curated record. Bases 1 to 777 code for a protein of 258 amino acids.
AUGUCCGACGAACAGCCCCACCAGUAUGUCAAUCCUGAGUGGUUGCAACUUCCGCGCCGUACAUCGAGAGAUGAGUGGCCCGAUACCCCGCAUAUGGUCAACGAACCACCAAGCUUCCGGAUUCAGGCAGCAACAAUGGAAUCCACUGGAUUUACCAUUGUAGAAUGUUCCGAAGAGCCGUCUGAAAAGGCGGUGGAAAAGGUCCUAGAAGCUUUCAAUCUUGCGUUAUCCCGCGGUCUGACAGGCUCAGAAGGACCCACCGUUCACUGCAUUGGUGGACAGGAGAGCGAGGAAUACUUGCGGACAGGAACGGAGGACAAGUGGAUUGAGAAGCUCGCUGAGCGCGAAUUUCGGAGGGAAUACAGAUGGAUCCAGGAACAAAGCCCGGUUAUCUUGCGCGGUAAGGACGGAGUUAUGGAAGGCGAUAUAAAGACCGCGCAUCCAUCCAAAAAAGCUAUCUCGAUCAUUCGAGUGGUCAGGGGGGAAAUAGAUCCAUCGCGUGGUCAAAUGAAAUUGUUCGGCAUGUCACAUCAUGGUCCCUGGCAGGUGGCGCAUCGAUUGACGAAUCGGCAUCUCCUUGUGAUGAAAGGAAUCUUAGAAUGGAAGCUCCAGCCCGACGAAGAAACCGUGCUUAUCUGGAAAGGAUUUUCGGAGCACCCGAUGCUGCAGGAUGUUCUAUCUCCGUCCGCUUAUCCUUUCAUGAUAUUCGCUGUACCCCUUAGUCUUGAAGGCGCAUUUCCAGAGCCCUGGAUGGCAGAUGUUGGUACCGAUGCAUAA